AUGAAGAGCGUUCCAUUGGUCCUUGUGGUCUUUGUCUUGCUCUCCUAUGUUCCACCAGUUAGGAGUGGACUGAAUAUUUACAUAAGACAAAUUUUUGAUUCAUGCUGGCUAUUCAAAGGCGUUUGCAAGGAAGAAUGUGACAGAGAACAAGAAGAAAUUUUUAACAUUUUGUGUGACACUAAAUUCUUGUGCUGUAUAGACCGUAAGGACAUGCCCACUCUGUUUGUGAAGUAA
This is a messenger RNA of Peromyscus californicus insignis, 234 nucleotides long. RefSeq names its product defensin beta 135 (gene Defb135). The record is from RefSeq and is a predicted model, not a curated record. Bases 1 to 234 code for a protein of 77 amino acids. The transcript has 2 exons. NCBI's taxonomy places the organism in Eukaryota, Metazoa, Chordata, Mammalia, Rodentia, Cricetidae.